AUGGAGGGCAGCGGAAAAACUCCAGAACUUAGCCAAGGGAACCGAGAUCAAGAGAUGGCGGAACUUGCCAAGGAAGUAAAAGACCUCCAAAGGAAGGUUGAAGGUGGAAGAGACCGGCCAAUCGCUCUAUCUCUGUUAUCUGCCAGUCCAUUCUCUAUGAGGAUCCAAGAAUAUCGCGCACCAAGAGACUUCAAAUGCCCGACGAUGCCUACUUACGAUGGAAUGGAGGACCCCAGCGAUCACCUGAUACGCUUCCAGGCAAAGAUGAUGGUAAUAGGGGCGGAAGACCCCAUGUAUUGUCGCGCCUUCUUCUCAACCCUGGGAGGGGCAGCGCAGCAAUGGUUCCUAUCUCUACCACCGCGGUCCAUCAACCGCUUCGAAACCUUGGCCGAACAAUUCCUAACCUACUUUGCGGGAAGCAUGAAAACGAAGAAGCACUUCAUGGAUUUGACCACCAUUCAACAAGGAGAAACUGAGACACUAAAGGAAUUCUUAAAAAGAUGGCAGAAAGAGGUACAAACAGUAGAAGACUUGAACGACCAAACGACUCUCACUUUGUUCGUGGAGGCCCUAAGAUCAGGUGAUCUGUUCACCAGCCUACGAAGGGAGACCCCAGAAACGUAUGCACAGGCCGUCCAGCGGGCCAACAAAUACGCAGAAAUAGAAGAGGCUUUGCGACAAAAACGAAGGCGAGAGGCAAAAAGCCACCGCGAUGAAGCAAGAGCGCGUCCAGUGGAUCGAUCGUCCAAAUGGGAAGACAGACCCAACAUCGAUUGA
This is a messenger RNA of Ipomoea nil (Japanese morning glory), 777 nucleotides long. RefSeq lists its product as uncharacterized. The record is from RefSeq and is a predicted model, not a curated record. The transcript has a single exon. The coding region runs from base 1 to 777 and encodes 258 amino acids. Lineage: Eukaryota; Viridiplantae; Streptophyta; Magnoliopsida; Solanales; Convolvulaceae.